AUGACGCCUGCGUUUUGGUUUGAUGAAUGGAAGGCGUACGCAGGUCUGUUUGAUGGACACUCGUCGUCUACCCUCCCUGGUGCUAUUGAUAACGGUCCGCUGGUGGUCGACAUCGACGCAGAGACACCCGAGCUGAAGGAGAGGCUGCUGGACGGGACCGAUUACGAGCUUAUUCCCGCACCGGGCUACGAUCAGCUGGUGGCGUGGUACGGCGGCGGCCCGCGGAUUACCCGCCACGUCAUUGCUCUCGGUGUCUCGUCGCAGCUCGUCUGCGAGGUCUAUCCACUCAAGCUUCGCCUUGUCCUCGCACCGGACCUCGCGACCGACGCUGUUGUUCUCCACCUCUCCAAGCUCGCCACCAUUGCCGACCUCCGUGCCGCCAUCAUUGACGCUCUCGAUCUCGACGUCGAUAACGACCAUGUCCUUCACUGCCAUAACUUUUUUGGCGACGUGGCAGCCGAGGAUUUGCUCGAUCCGGCGUCAUCGGAUCUCGCCGAGAGUCACACCCUCGAUCGUGCAUGCCUUGUUCACGGGCAGAAACUGCUGAUCUCGCUUGUGCCGGUCGACGGCGGCGUGGCCUCUGCGUCAGACUCGGACUCGAUCGUGGCGCUCGUCUCCGACUCGGACUCAGACAGCGGCGCCGACGGGUGGAACAUGUUCCCGCCGACCACCUCGCAGUGGUCGUACAGCCCCGGCGGUGUCGCUCGCCGGGCGCGACCGCUCGGUACUGCCGGCGUCGAGCGCAUCGGCGCCGUCCCGGGCGUCUGCGGGCUCUCCAACCUUGGCAACACGUGCUUCAUGAACUCGGGCCUGCAGUGCAUCACCCACGCACCGCAGCUCGUUGAGUACCUCCUUGCCGACAAGCACGUGCCAGAGAUCAACCGUGACAAUCCGCUCGGCAUGUCCGGCGAGGUCGCCGACGAGUUUGUCGCCCUCCUCAAGCUCAUGUGGUCGGGCAAUUACGCCUCGGUCGCCCCGCGCUCGUUCAAGUACACUAUUGGUCGCUUUGCGCCGCGCUUUGUCGGCUUUGGCCAGCAGGACUCGCAAGAGCUCAUCGCCUUUCUCCUUGAUGGCCUCCACGAGGAUCUCAACCGCAUCCUCGACAAACCGCUCGUCCCGGUUGUCGAGGCUGCCGGCCGCCCCGACGAUGUUGUCGCCAGCGAGGCCUGGACCGGCCAUCUCCGCCGCAACGACUCGGUCAUUGUCGACCUCUUCCAGGGCCAGCUCAAGUCGCGCGUUGUCUGCCCCAUGCCCGACUGCGGCAAGGUCUCGGUCACCUUUGACCCGUUCAUGUACCUCUCCGUCCCGGUUCCCGACGGCGGCCCGCGCCAGCUCACCGUCCGAGUCGUGCUUGCCGACCCGACCGCCAAGCACGUCAUCGCCAAGAUCUUCGCCGCCCCGGGCGACACUGUCGCCACACUCAAGUCCAAGGUCGCCUCGCUCGUGAGCUCGGACCCGCAUCGCCUCAUCCUCGUCGAGAUCUAUGACCACAAGCUUUACAAGACCUUUGAUUCGGACUACGAGGCCCUCGCAGACAUCCUUGACGAGGACGUCCUCGUUGCUUACGAGAUCCCAAAGGCUCUUGCGACUCUCCCGCCGUACAACCCGGCCCUCGCCCAGCCUACUUUUCCUGCACCCACCGACGCCACGGCCCCGCCCGAUGAGGCGCCAGCUGCUUCGGACUCGGACUCCGACUCUUCCAACACCGCCGCACUCAAGGCCAACGCCGAUGCUGCCAACUUGCCGCCGACCACCGGCUCGGCGCUGCCGCUCUCCGAUCCCCGCUGCCCGUACAUGGCGUUUCCCAUUUCGCACACCAAGCUGGAGUUCCGGGCCCCGCGUUCGGCCUUCUACCGUGCCUCGCGCAAGCCCGUGCUCACCCAGGUCGCCUUUGGCGUCCCCUCGCUCGUCUUUCUCGCCAAGCCUGUAGCCAACCAGGCCGCUGUGGAGGAAGCACUUCUCGACAGCCUCGCCCGCUACGUCUCGCGCCCGACUGACGACGACCUGGCCGCCGCAGGCCUCGUCGGCGAUUCCGAAGAGCGAGCUGCCCGCAAGGCCGAGCGCAAGGCCGCCCGUCGCGCCGCCGCCAAGGCCGCCCGCACCAAGCGCCGCGCCGCGCACAGGGUCAAGAAGAUCCAGGUUGCCGAGCGAACCAAGAAGAAGAACGCGGCCAAGGCCGCUGUCCGCGAGGUGGUCGCGGCUGCCAGGGCCGCUGCGCGCGGAGCAGGCGUCGACGCCCUCGAUUCGUCCGAUACCGACGACUCAGACCUUGACACGCCCAGCAUCUCCGGCUCGACGCUCUCGUCCCUCUCGGACACGCUCUCGACCUCGGGCUCGACCGAGAUCGACUCGUCCGACUCGUCCGACUCGGACGUCGAUUGGGCCACGCUUGGGGUGCCUGAGGAGACGCCGACCAAGCUUGUCCAUCUCGGCCCGGAUGGCCGCGGCCCGUCGGUUGACUCGUACAUCCGCGGUCGAGUUUCGGCCGCCGCCGAGACCACCUUUGUCGCCACGUGGAAUGCCAAGCUCCUUGACGCAUGCUACGACACGGCUGGCGCCGAUGCCUGCCGCGCCGUCACCGAGCUCCCACCCAAGGCCGACGACGAAGCUCCCAACGUACUCUCGUGCCUCCGCAAGUUUACCAAGGAAGAGCAGCUGGGCGAGGAAGACCUGUGGUACUGCCCAGACUGUGAGACCUUCCGGCAGGCGACGAAGAAGUUUGACCUCUAUUCGCUCCCGGACGUUCUGGUCAUUCAUCUCAAGCGGUUCCGUCAGUCGCGCUACUCGCGCGAGAAGAUCGACGUCCUCAUUGACUUUCCGCUCGAGGGCCUCGACCUCGGCGAGUUCCUCCCCGAGUCGGCCGCCGAGCAGGUAGCCGGGGCCACCGUCUACGAUCUCUUUGCUGUCUCGGACCACUUUGGCGGCCUCGGCGGAGGCCACUACACGGCCCACGCCAAGAACCACCAGACCGGCCGCUGGCACUACUUUAACGACUCGUCCACCUCGGUUGUUGUCGGCGAUGACGACGUCGUCUCUGCUGCUGCCUACCUGCUCUUCUACCAGCGCCGCGGCGCAGAACUUCACGUCCCCAACAAGCCGCCGGUCCGCCCGCCGCCGGCCUCUGACGACGGCGCAUCGUCCGCAUCCUCGGAUCGCACCCGCGGCGAGCCCGAGGCAUUGGACGAUGACCCAACCGCGUCGGGUGCCGAGCCGUUUGAUCUUGACGGCUCAGACGCAGCGUUCUACCGAGUGUAGUGCCCGUCGCAGACCGCUGGCGGACUUGUUGCCGUGGGCGUCUCGGCUCCGUCCGCACGCCGCGGCAGAGCACACGAGUUUACACACCGAUGGGGAUCCACUUCUUUGGAUCGGUGGCGUACGUGAUGUCCUUGGGCGAGACAAACACCCCAUGACCAGACUUGCACUUGAAGUACCGGUAGCCAUAGACCGAACCGUCGUGCUUGCCCACAGGCUUCAUAAGCUCAAC
This is a messenger RNA of Thecamonas trahens ATCC 50062, 3484 nucleotides long. Its product is annotated as ubiquitin carboxyl-terminal hydrolase. Gene Ontology annotation, biological process: protein deubiquitination. NCBI's taxonomy places the organism in Eukaryota, Apusomonadida, Apusomonadidae. Gene Ontology annotation, molecular function: cysteine-type deubiquitinase activity. The record is from RefSeq and is a predicted model, not a curated record. The transcript is spliced from 2 exons. The coding region runs from base 1 to 3255 and encodes 1084 amino acids.